GAAGCAAUGCUUGGUCGAGGAGUUUUUCAACGACAAGUCGUUCAUGGACCCACUAUAUGAGCACUAUUUAAGGCUUUGGAUCUCUUUUUCGGCAGAUAUAUAAUAAUACACAUUCUUGGAUGUCACUUUCUUGCUUUGUGGACUCGAUUUUUGAAUUUUCCAAAGCCAUAAUUUUGGAUUUUUCUUGUUGGGCGGAAAAGUUCUUGGACUCAAACCUUCGGUACAACCUAUUUCUACAGGCCGAAGCCAUGAAUUGAUUAUUAAUAAAAUAAAAUUAAAAAAAAAAAAACCGUAAACAAUUUUUAAAAGAAGUACGCUAGACUAGUAUACUUUAAAUUGUAUCUAGCAUUACUCAAAUACUAUGCAACAAUUAUAGUUUCAAAUUCUACACCAAACAUCUACCAACGCAUCUAUAAACAUGGCUUACAUGAAUGGCUUGCUCUUCAACUAAACGAUUACUCAAAUAUACAAGAAGUUGCACGCUUCAUGUCCCAGCCUUUUAUGAAAUUGUAAUAACCUUUAUCAUGCUCAUAAAAAAUUGGUUGUGGCAUAUUUAAACAAUUGGUCCCUUCAAGCUUGUUUUGAUGGUUCAAGCAUGCCGUUGAACUGUAUAUAUGUGGUAGUCAUAUGCUUGAUUCGCUGCAAUUCUACAAACAUACUUAUCAACAUAUCCUUUGAAGGAGCCAGGAAGAGAUGGGAAGUGAGGAUGUUGCUCGAGGAGGUUCUACAAAGUGGGCAAACCCAGGCAAAGCUACGAUUUUGGCUCUUGGCAAGGCAUUCCCUCACCAACUUGUCAUGCAAGAUUAUCUCGUUGAUGGGUAUUUCAGAGACACCAACUGUGACGAUCCGGUCCUCAAACAGAAGCUUACUCGACUCUGCAAGACAACGACAGUCCAAACGAGGUAUGUGGUAAUGUCAGAAGAGAUACUAAAGAAGUACCCGGAGCUUGCUGUCGAAGGCUUACCCACUGUAAAGCAAAGGCUAGAUAUCUGUAAUGAUGCAGUCACAAGAAUGGCUAUUGAAGCUUCACAAGCUUGCCUCAAGAAUUGGGGCAGACCUAUUUCAGAUAUAACCCACUUAGUCUAUGUGUCGUCAAGCGAAGCUCGGCUACCUGGUGGGGACCUUUACCUAGCAAAAGGACUUGGACUUAGUCCUGACACUCAAAGGGUCAUGCUCUAUUUUGUGGGUUGCUCUGGAGGGGUUGCUGGCCUCCGAGUCGCAAAAGACAUAGCUGAAAACAAUCCUGGGAGCCGAGUUUUGCUUGCAACUUCUGAAACCACCAUUAUUGGGUACAAGCCGCCGAGUGCAGAGAGACCAUAUGAUCUGGUUGGUGUUGCACUCUUUGGGGAUGGUGCUGGAGCCAUGUUAAUUGGCUCAGACCCAGUUUUAGGCUAUGAAAAGCCUCUCUUUGAACUGCAUACAGCAAUCCAGCAAUUCCUCCCAGACACCGAGAAGACAAUUGAUGGACGGCUAACAGAAGAGGGGAUUAGCUUCAAGCUAGCAAGGGAGCUUCCUCAGAUAAUAGAAGAUAACAUUGAAGGAUUCUGUAAGAAGUUGAUCAAAGUUGUUGGGUUUCCUGACCAGGAAUACAAUAAGAUGUUUUGGGCGGUCCAUCCGGGUGGGCCUGCAAUCUUGAAUCGCAUGGAAAAGCGGCUUGAAUUGUUACCAGAGAAGCUAAAUGCAAGCAGACGAGCUCUAAUGGAUUAUGGCAAUGCUAGCAGUAACACGAUUGUGUAUGUGCUAGAGUACAUGAUAGAAGAGAACCUCAAGAUUAAGAAGGAAAAUCAAGGAGAUAAUGAAUGGGGCCUGAUACUGGCUUUCGGACCUGGGAUUUCCUUUGAGGGAAUUCUAGCUAGGAACCUCACUGACUGAGAAUAUUACCGUGCUCCAACAUCACUGAAACUUCCAUUGCAACAAGACAUUGUAUUCCAUAAUCUAUAGGUCCAUACCAUCAGGCCUAAUAAGGUCUGUGAUGCAAUUUGCUACUUAGUCUCAAGAAUUGAGCUUCUAAUGGAAUUUAGCCUAAUAUCCUCUAAAGAAAUCAAAAUGAUUCUGAAA
Messenger RNA from Carya illinoinensis, 2058 nucleotides. RefSeq names its product type III polyketide synthase B. The coding region runs from base 694 to 1872 and encodes 392 amino acids. Gene Ontology annotation, biological process: polyketide biosynthetic process. Lineage: Eukaryota; Viridiplantae; Streptophyta; Magnoliopsida; Fagales; Juglandaceae. The record is from RefSeq and is a predicted model, not a curated record. The transcript is spliced from 2 exons. Gene Ontology annotation, molecular function: acyltransferase activity, transferring groups other than amino-acyl groups.